Meriones unguiculatus (Mongolian gerbil) is the source of this 509-nucleotide messenger RNA. It is a transcript of the gene Ppy, whose product is annotated as pancreatic polypeptide. Gene Ontology annotation, biological process: neuropeptide signaling pathway; feeding behavior. Gene Ontology annotation, cellular component: extracellular region. The record is from RefSeq and is a predicted model, not a curated record. Gene Ontology annotation, molecular function: neuropeptide Y receptor binding; neuropeptide hormone activity. NCBI's taxonomy places the organism in Eukaryota, Metazoa, Chordata, Mammalia, Rodentia, Muridae. The transcript is spliced from 4 exons. Bases 68 to 367 code for a protein of 99 amino acids.
CAAGCAGGGAGACCAGCAGGAGGUAGCUUUUCUCUGUGGCCCAACACCUACUCGCUCAGGACACGGGAUGGCCGUCGCAUACAGCUGCCUCUCCCUGUUUCUCCUAACCACUUGUGUGGCUCUGCUGCUGCAGCCCCUGCAGGGUAGCUGGGGAGCCCCAGUGGAGCCAAUGUACCCAGGGGACUAUGCCACCCCUGAGCAGAUGGCUCAAUAUGAAGCUCAGCUCCGCAGAUACAUCAACACACUGACCAGACCUAGGUAUGGGAAAAGAGACGAGGAGAACACGGCUGGACUUCCUAGAAUGCAGCUCUCCCCAUGCACCAGCCCCCUCAUUGGUUUGAUUCGCUGCUCAGCUCCCUGGAGCUGAGGGCAGGGAGCUCAGCCCAAUGGGCUUGUGCCCCUCCUGGCUCCUGGCUGUGGCUGUGGGACGGCGCCGGCCCAGCUCUCUCCUCUGCAUUCUUGCAACAACCUGCCCCCUUACACUCUAAAUAAAGCAAGUUAAAAUUACA